Molecule: messenger RNA, 864 nt
Organism: Trifolium pratense (red clover)
Lineage: Eukaryota; Viridiplantae; Streptophyta; Magnoliopsida; Fabales; Fabaceae
Product: photosynthetic NDH subunit of subcomplex B 4, chloroplastic
Exons: 6
Coding region: 150-713 (187 amino acids)
Biological process (GO): photosynthetic electron transport in photosystem I
Cellular component (GO): NAD(P)H dehydrogenase complex (plastoquinone); chloroplast thylakoid membrane
Source: RefSeq, a predicted model, not a curated record
UCAUUUAUACAAUACCGCGCAAAUCCAUUUUGUUGGAGGCACAUACAUGAAGGGUGGUUCUUCAUUCUACUCUUAUCCACUCUAUCCCAUAUAUGUAUAAGGACCAGUAAUAUCAACUCCUUUUCAAUUAAGCACUUAUUUUCAAAACCAUGGCCGAAGCUAUAAUUGGUUUUACUGUUUUCAAUUCACAUAUUCAUAGUUCAUGUCUUCAAACAAAAAGAUUUGAAGUGAAUCCAUCUUCAAGAUUGCCUAAGCACACUUCAAACUCUACCCUUUUUCACAGGUCACUGCAGGUCUUAGAUGGCAAGACAAAAAGAGCAUCUUUGUGUAAAGUAAAUGGUUUACCAGAUAUUCCACUGAUGGCAAUUCUAGUAGAACAAUUGGAAGGACAAAGAGAUCUUAUAACUGAGAAAACAAUUUGGCAUCUUAGUGAUCAACAAAUAAAAAAUGUUUAUGCUUGGUACAUAAUGUUCACCGUUUGGGGAGUCUUAUUCUUUGGUUCCAUGAAGGACCCAUAUUACGAUUCAGACACAUAUAGAGAAGAUGGAGGAGAUGGCACUGGAAACUGGAUAUAUGAGAAGCAAGAGGUAUUGGAAGCAGAGGCCAGAGAAGCUCUGUGGAGAGAGGAGUUGAUUGAAGAAAUAGAACAAAAAGUUGGAGGGUUGAGAGAAAUUGAAGAAGCAGCAAAGAAGGAGGAGGAACUUGUUAAAUGAUUUCUUUUACUAUAAUAAUGCAUGCAUACCUUUGAUUCCAACAUUAACCAAAUAAUCCUUCAUUAAUAUGUAUAUAAUAACUAGACCACAUAGUUGGAUUGGAUCCCUCAUUAUUAUGAUUUUCUACGGUAACUGAAUUUUGUUUUGUUCA